This is a messenger RNA of Harpegnathos saltator (Jerdon's jumping ant), 1981 nucleotides long. Its product is annotated as Mitochondrial calcium uptake 3. The record is from RefSeq and is a predicted model, not a curated record. Bases 26 to 1519 code for a protein of 497 amino acids. Gene Ontology annotation, cellular component: uniplex complex. Gene Ontology annotation, molecular function: calcium ion binding. Lineage: Eukaryota; Metazoa; Arthropoda; Insecta; Hymenoptera; Formicidae. Gene Ontology annotation, biological process: calcium import into the mitochondrion; mitochondrial calcium ion homeostasis. The transcript has 12 exons.
CAUGCGUUAGCCACGCGUGUCGAAUAUGGCGACGUUGCUUCGUCCGUUGCGACGCGUGUCGCCGUUCGCACGGCACUUUCGCGAUGUCACGCGUGCGUACGCCUCGUGGCGCGUCGACAGUGGCCUGAGGAAGUUCCAGAAGGGUGCCGGGCUGUUGGCCGCCGCUUCCGUCACGUUCCUCUUGGCGCAGCAGUGUUUACGACCGAAGCUGGUGCACGCCUUGAAACCUCGCAAGAGGGAGGAUGAUUUGCAUAAAGCGGUGAAGCUGACGACGAGGGAGCGAAGGUUCAUAAAGUUCGCAUCAGUGAGAUAUGAUGGCCAGCUCUACAUGACCCCGCAGGACUUUCUCGACAGCGUCAUUGAUUCCGAACCUCGACCGAGACUGAAGAGGCGCGUGCUGUCCGACCUGGAGCUCGAAGUCAUGCGAAACUCUAAUCCUUCGCUGCGCCAUGGAAGCACGCACAUGUUCCGAAAUUUACGAGAUAGAGGAAUAAUUUCCUACACGGAGUACUUGUUUCUACUAUCUAUCCUGACAAAGCCAAAAACUGGUUUCCAAAUCGCCUUCAAUAUGUUCGACACCGACGGGAACGAGCGAGUCGACAAAACUGAGUUUCUCGUGAUUCGUCGUUUACUCGGCGGCAGCCUGAAGCAACGGGAUCUCGACGAGCUGACGAGACGUGCAUUACGUUCCAUAAUUGCUCCGAGCGAAGACAUUCUAGACAAACCAAAGCUUCGUGAAGCUCGUCCAGUUAAGACAAAUGAAAUCAUCUCGAAUUCUUACAUGGAGAAAGUGUUUAGUCACGCGUGGAGGGGCCGCCAUGGGUAUGAGACCAAAGAGGAAUUGGAACAACUGCAGGAACGUCAGAAAACACCGGAAGAGAUUCAAGGCCAAUUCAUCGACGAUGAUCAGGGCUUACAACGACGUCAUGCUGUGGACACAACCUUAAUGAUACAUUUCUUCGGCAGAGAUGGUACUAACGAGUUGAGAUACGAAGAUUUCAAACGCUUCAUGGAGAACUUACAACACGAAAUAUUGGAGUUGGAAUUUCACGAAUUCAGCAAGGGGCAUGACACGAUCAACGAAUUGGACUUUGCUAAAAUUUUGUUGAGAUACACGUACCUCGAGCCUGACGAAUACGAUAAAUACUUAGACAGAAUGAUGGACCGAGCGGAAUUGAAUAUUGGCAUCACAUUCGAGGAGUUUCGUCGCUUCUAUCAAUUUCUGAACAAUCUGGAUGAUUUUUCUAUAGCAAUGCGAAUGUAUACGUUGGCCGACCACCCUAUAUCUAAAGACGAGUUUCAACGAGCUGUGAAAAUAUGUACGGGAACGGUGCUCUCGACGCACAUAAUCGAUACGGUCUUCGCAUUGUUCGAUGAAGAUGGAGACGGCCAACUUUCUUACAAGGAAUUCAUCGCAAUCAUGAAGGAUCGAUUGCACAGAGGGUUCAAAUCUCAACAACGCAAUGAAGGAUGGGAAGCAUUCAAGUUCUGCGUAAAACAAGAAAUGAAAGCACCUUGAAGAAACAAUCACCAUAUAAAGAAACGGGAGAACAAAGAAGAUACUUACUAAAUCCUACAGCUCCUAUAAUUGUGAUAAUAUCGAAAAUCGUUUGAUCGUAUUUUAAUUUAUCGUUUUCCUACUCGUAUUUAUUUAUAUGAUUCCAAUAUGUACAAGUACUUUUUACCUAGUAUAUAUAAUCAAAUCUAUAAAAACAGAAUACUAAUGCAGUGCCGUUCAAAUAAUCACAAUGUGUACAUAAGAAAAUAAUUCUUGACUUAGAAGUGGACUUUAUUCGUUUUGCACAAGAAAUUCGAUCAUACAGAAUAAUCACACAUUUUCUCAAUAGAUUAAAAAAAGAUAAGAUCAAAAAAAGAUUAUCUGCUUUUCUUUGAGAGAUUUUUCUGAGAUUUGUUAAUAUAGAAGAAAUAUUAUCACUUGAGAAAACUUGAAAAUGAAAUAAAAUAAUAAGUUUCUAUAUAA